This is a messenger RNA of Symbiodinium necroappetens, 1071 nucleotides long. The record is from the annotation of a GenBank genome assembly. NCBI's taxonomy places the organism in Eukaryota, Dinophyceae, Suessiales, Symbiodiniaceae.
AUGCUUCGAAUCUGCGGGGCCGCGUCGGGUGACAUGCUGGCUUCGAUAAAGGCCUCUGACUUAGAUGAGAAUGCGCCCCUGAAGUCACUGAAGCAGUGGCUUCAGAAGGAGUUUGGCCUGCCAGAGUUCAUGGUGAAGCUCAUGCACGAUUGCCGGUGUUUGGAGGCUGAAGCUCAGCUACGAGGUCUUGCAGAUGCCCAGCUGGAUCUGAUUUUGUUGGACCAAAUGCCCGAUGGCGAAAAGUUCUCUCCAAAACAGCAAGGCGAAGCACUCCAUUGUCUCUGUGCUUUCCGAAGGCUCGAGGCUGCAAAGGCCUUGCUGUCGCGAGGCGCCGACCCGGACUUCAGGCUUCAUGGGGACACGCCUUUGGAUGUAGCAUUCCGACACCGCAGGUGGGAAGUUGUGCAAGUAUUGCUGGACGGUGGUGCCAAAAGGCUGGGCAACAUCGACCUGCACAACAUCAAUACGGCUCCUGAUUCGGGUGGUACCUUUCUUUACAAGGCGGCCCGAGAGGGUGCGACUCUGUUGGUGCAGUUUCUUCUGAUGGCCGGCGCGGGCAUUGACAAGGCAAGUGGAGUGGAUUACGAUACACCCUUGGGCACUGCAUGCAGCAAUGGACACCUCGACAUCGCGAGGCUGUUGCUGGAGGCCGGUGCCAACAAGCAGAAACCUCGGGGGAGUGAGCCAUUGAUGCGUGCAUGUCGAAACGGCCACGCCGACAUUGUGCUUUUGCUCUUGGAGGCAGGUACGGAUAAAGACCAGGUGUUUCGACCUCAUCUCUGCACACCUCUGAGCAUCGCCUGCGAAGGUGGUCAUGUGAAUGUGGUUAAGCUUCUAUUGGAGAAAGGUGCAAGUCCCAACAAGAUUUGCGCCACACGUGAGCCUGGUGCACUCUAUGCAGCAUCUGAGAGCGGCCGCGCAGAGAUCGUCGAGCUCUUACUGAGAUCUGGUGCCUCUAGGGAACAGGCUUGUGGGUUUGAUUUGGACAUGCCUUUGCAUGUCGCCUCUCGGAACGGCCACCGAGACGUAGUGAAGCUGCUGCAGGCAGCUAGAGCCCUACGCGAGCCGUGA